UUCCUGCAAUCCGGCUUCCUGUUUACGUCGCACCACAGCCAUUUUCGAAGUAGCAGUCGACAUUUUUACUUGGAUUUACCUCUUCAGAUUUUUCAAGCUACACGUAAUAAUGAAAUUAUUUAAUCAAACAAUGGAAGUACAUUGCUAUGACUAUCGAUUGUCAGCGUUAAAUCUCAACUAAACGAGAAAAAUCUCAAUAGUUUGACGUAUUCAGGAGUUAACAUUGUUUGUCGCCAUGUACACUUUACUAUCAGGCUUGUAUAAAUACAUGUUUCAAAAGGAUGAAUAUUGCAUUUUAAUACUUGGACUGGAUAACGCUGGCAAGACGACUUUUCUGGAACAAACCAAAACAAAGUUCAGCAGGAACUACAAGGGGAUGAAUUUGUCCAAGAUCACCACCACAGUUGGACUGAACAUCGGUACGAUUGAUGUGGGUAAAGCUCGUCUCAUGUUCUGGGAUCUGGGAGGCCAAGAAGAACUUCAGUCUCUGUGGGACAAAUACUAUGCAGAGUCACAUGGAGUCAUCUAUGUCAUCGACUCCACCGAUGAAGAACGUCUCUCUGAAUCGAAGGAAGCCUUUGAGAAAAUGAUCAGCAGUGAGGUUCUAGAAGGUGUUCCUCUCCUGGUUCUGGCCAACAAGCAAGACGUAGCGAACUGUUUGUCAGUGUCCGACAUUAAAACCUCCUUCAGUGACUGUGCGCCUAAGAUUGGCAAGCGAGAUUGUCUGGUGCAGCCAUGUACGGCCCUCACAGGGGACGGAGUGAACGAGGGCAUUGAAUGGAUGGUCAAGUGUGUUAUUAGAAACAUCCACCGACCGCCUAGACAGAAGGACAUCACAUAGACGGACCCUCUCGGCGUUCGGGACAUUCUUCUCAAGAAGUUGACAUUUAAAGAACUUGUAGUCCGCUACUCUGGUCCAGGCCAAAAACAUACUUGGUGGUCGGUUCAGCCUGAUUUGCCUUCACACUUUUUGUCAGCGGACCAAAUAAUGCCCAGUUAUCGAUAUGCAAAAAGUUGCAUCUUGAUUGGACAGUGUUUGUAAGAUGUAAAUUGUCUUAAACAACAUGGCGUACUCCAGGUCACAAACACUCGUAGGACAUUCCUUUCUAUGCCAGAAAGAGAUCCAUCACCCACCCUGUUUGGUCCUGGACUGCAUUCACACUUGACCAAACCGUACCAGCUCAGCAAACAGACUUUAUUUUUUUUUUUAAAUGAACUGAAAAUGUGACAUUUGAGCACACCCUGUCCUUCUGUCUGAAUCAUUUUUACAAAACAUCUCUGACUUCUUCCAGAUUUGAACGAAGUCAUGUGUUUUGCUACUAAUCAUUGUUAUUGAUGCAUCAUUUUAAAAUAGUGUACAUUAUAUAUUGUGCUUCAGCCCCUGCAAGCUGUAAAUAAAAUGUACAGUGGUUGUCGACAUGA
Molecule: messenger RNA, 1422 nt
Organism: Entelurus aequoreus (snake pipefish)
Lineage: Eukaryota; Metazoa; Chordata; Actinopteri; Syngnathiformes; Syngnathidae
Product: ADP-ribosylation factor-related protein 1
Exons: 7
Coding region: 236-841 (201 amino acids)
Biological process (GO): intracellular protein transport; Golgi to plasma membrane protein transport; protein localization to organelle
Cellular component (GO): Golgi apparatus
Molecular function (GO): GTP binding; GTPase activity
Source: RefSeq, a predicted model, not a curated record